Tyto alba (common barn owl) is the source of this 8206-nucleotide messenger RNA. RefSeq names its product GRB2 associated regulator of MAPK1 subtype 1 (gene GAREM1). The record is from RefSeq and is a predicted model, not a curated record. The transcript is spliced from 6 exons. NCBI's taxonomy places the organism in Eukaryota, Metazoa, Chordata, Aves, Strigiformes, Tytonidae. Gene Ontology annotation, biological process: epidermal growth factor receptor signaling pathway; cellular response to epidermal growth factor stimulus. Bases 349 to 2985 code for a protein of 878 amino acids. Gene Ontology annotation, molecular function: proline-rich region binding.
GCGUUGCUCGCACCCUGUUGAUUAGUCAGUGCUGGGAUGGCGCUUCCUGGGCCAGGCGCGGCGGCGGGCGGCCCCAGCCGGUCCCGGGGGGCGGCGGGAGCAGCAGCAGCCGCCGCCGCAGCAGCAGCAGCAGCAGCAGCAGCAGCAGCAGCCGCCCGGCGGGCCUCCCCUUCUGCCUAGCCCAGCAUGUCCCGGGGGGGUCGGCGCUGAGCGCGGCGGGCUCACUUCCCUCCCUUCCUCAGUUCCCCUCCCCGCUGGCUGCAGCCCCGCCGGGUGGGAGCACCCCGCCGGCGCUGCCUGUCUGGCUCCCCUCCCCUCCCUCCCUCCCCUUCUCCCCGGGCCAGGAAGAUGGACCCCGGCCCGGCUCUGGGUUGCAGCCUCAAGGACGUGAAGUGGAGCGGAGUGGCCGUCCCCCUGGACCUGCUCGUCAGUACCUACCGGCUCCCGCAGAUCGCCCGGCUGGACAGCGGAGAAACUGUAGAAGGCCUUCGGGAGAGCGAUUAUCUUCUGAUUCAUUCAUGUCGGCAGUGGACAACAAUUACAGCUCACAGUCUGGAAGAGGGUCACUACGUCAUAGGGCCAAAGAUAGAAAUCCCUGUACAUUAUGCAGGGCAGUUUAAGCUGCUGGAACAAGACCGAGAUAUUAAGGAGCCAGUGCAGUAUUUUAACAGUGUGGAGGAGGUGGCUAAAGCAUUUCCUGAACGAGUUUACGUCAUGGAGGAAAUAACAUUCAACGUUAAGGUGGCUUCAGGUGAAUGCAAUGAAGACACUGAGGUUUACAACAUUACCCUUAGUACUGGGGAUGAGCUCACUUUAAUGGGGCAAGCAGAAAUCCUUUAUGCAAAAUCUUCUAAGGAGAAGUCACGACUCAACACUAUCUUCAAAAAAAUCGGGAAACUUAAUUCAAUCAGUAAGCUAGGCAGAGGCAAAAUGCCCUGCCUCAUCUGCAUGAACCACAGGACCAAUGAAAGUAUCAGUCUCCCUUUCCAGUGUAAGGGCAAGUUUAGCACCCGCAGCCCGCUGGAGGUGCAGAUGCAAGAAGGUGAGCACACAAUUCGCAAUAUAGUAGAAAAAACCAGGCUGCCCGUUAACGUGACGGUGCCGAGUCCUACGCCACGAAACCCUUAUGACCUGCAUUUUAUCCGUGAAGGGCACAGGUACAAGUUCGUCAACAUUCAAACCAAGACUGUGGUGGUUUGUUGCGUGCUUCGUGGCAACAAAAUUAUUCCCAUGCAUUUUCCCUUGCACUUGACGCUUCCAAAAUUUACUCUACCUGACAGUCUGGUGAAGGGGGAGCUGUGGCACGAUUCCCUCAUUCAGCAUUGGUUUAAUAUAUGCCAGGAGCAGUUUGACAUCGACGAGUAUUCCCGUGCCGUGCGAGAUGUGAAAGCCGACUGGAAUGAGGACUGCAAGAGCCCGAAGAAGAGCCGGUGCACGGGGCACAGCCACGUGCCCAACUCCCUCAGCUACGCGCGGGACGAGCUGACCCAGUCCUUCCACCGGCUUUCGGUGUGUGUCUAUGGCAACAACUUGCACGGGAACAGUGAGGUGAACCUCCACGGCUGCAGGGACUUGUGUAACGAGUGGGCCCUGUUCUCUCACGAUGCUCUUCAGUACCAGGAGUCUGGUGACAGUAGCAGCGAUUACCUUUUUCCUGAAGUUAGCGAAGAAUCGAUGUUCCUGCCUACAAAACCAGAACUUCCUUACGAAGAGCUGUGGUUGGACCAAGGGUCUGGAAAGGCCGGCGACCAGCCUCUCUCUCGCUCUCUAAGUGACAACUACAGAGGGUCUUUCCGAUCAAAGUGUGGUACCACAUCUCUUCCUGUGCCUGCGACUGUUGGAGCAACCACAAAGUCUUCAGAUGUUUCCCUACCUCCACCUCCAGUGCCUCCCAAAUCAGAAGCAGUAAAAGAGGAAUGCAGGCUCCUGAACGCUCCCCCAGUCCCACCACGGAGUUCAAAGCCGUCGUCUACCAGUCCUUCCAUCCCUCCUCGUACAGUCAAACCUGCACGACAGCAGACCCGCUCUCCUAGCCCUACUCUGUCCUACUACUCUUCAGGACUGCACAACAUCAACGUCACAGAGAGUGACAACACCAACCCAACCGAGAGCCCACCUGUUUCCUGCUACCCUUGUAACAUGAUGAAAACCGAAUCCAAAGAGCCUGAGAGCACGAUGCCUUUGGGAAGCGCCUCAACUGAAGCUCUGCCUUCAAGGUUAUCUUGGCCAAACCAUUUUUCAGGAACUGCUGAAGGCCUGAAUAGGAGCGAUUUCCUGCUCGAUCCAAGCAGGAGCUACAGUUACCCCAGACAGAAGACUCCAGGUACGCCAAAGAGAAACUGUCCAGCACCUUUGACUUUCGACUUUGAUGGGUGUGAGCUCCCGGUGGGGUACUCCCACCUGACCCCAGCAGAGCUCACCAACACCAUCUCUAGCUGUCCAAAGUCGGCAAGUUACUCUCUAGACUGCACUGAUGAGAAGACUCUGGGAGUCAGCAACGCAAAGCAGAGCCAUUCCUGUCCUGCCUUACCUCCUCGGGCGCCGAAGUCAAGUGAGGAGAAAACAGUUACAGACAUGUGUCCCUUGCCGCUGAAAAUAGAUGGUGCUGAAGAGGAGUCGAAAAGUGGUUCUCCAGACCUCUUGGAAGAUCAGUAUCUCAUUAAAAAGGGCAUGCAGGAUACGUUCUCUGUGUCUUACCCCUUCUCAUCUCCCCUCCACCUGCAGUUAGCACCACGAUCUUGUGGGGAUGGCUCUCCCUGGCAGCCUCCCACGGACCUUUCCGGACUCUCGAUAGAGGAAGUGUCUAAAUCGCUGAGGUUUAUUGGCCUGUCAGAAGAUGUCAUAUCAUUUUUUGUUACAGAGAAAAUUGAUGGCAAUUUACUGGUUCAGCUUACAGAAGAAAUCCUGUCAGAAGACUUUAAGCUAAGCAAAUUGCAGGUUAAGAAAAUACUACAGUUCAUUAAUGGCUGGCGGCCCAAGAUGUGAUGCCGACUAGUUAUUAGCGAAACUGUACGAGAUGUGCUCAGUGCACUUCAGCUAAUACAUCACUUCCUGGUUCUUGCACUAAAAGCCCUUCCUGUAAAUAGUAGUAGAAAAAAAUCUUACUAUGCAGAUAAACGUUUUUGAGUGGUGAAUGGAAUGGGGGUUUUUUUUAUGUCAAUAAUAAAUGUAGAGAAUCUGCAGAGGUGUGCCUUGUGCAUCCCUGAACAUUCAACAGCUGCUAAAAACUGGACACUAAAGGAACUUUUACUCUGUAGUCUCUUAAGACUUAGUCAUAUUUAUUACUGAACAAUUUGAUGCUGAAAGACACACACCGAUCCAGUUUACAGUUUUGUGUUAACUGCAAAAAAAAAAUUUCUUUCUUAUGGGAUUAUUUCUGUUCAAAUAAUAUUUGGCAACAUGCUGUGAUUUUCUUCCAUUUCUGUUAACAAAAAGCAUGUUCAGAUACACAAAAGCAUCGUUUUGACACUACAUCUGAAAAUGUUGAGAGUUGCUGUGAAGUGCCACUAAUAUACUAUUCUUGCAGCGUGUUUUUAUUAAUAAUAUCUUCCUGACUACCUGUAAUGUGGAUACAUUUUCCAUGUUACUUUGAGCAAAAAGAGUUAAAUGUUUUUAAAACAAGAGUCUUGCUUAGCUCAUUGCCCAGAGGGGAGGGAGAAGAGGGGGGUUUUCCUACUGAGCCACUCUGCCCUGGCCAAUUAAAAGUUUAUGACCUGUAGAUUUCAAAAGUUGCUUUUGUAGUCAGAUGGCUGGAGUAAGUGGCACGGCUUCUGGUCGUGCAGCUUUCUCAUGGGAAAGGCAGUUCAGCACACAGACUCUUCGCUCGGCAGAUCCUGCCCGCCGCAGUAGCCUGCUAGCACAGCCCUUGCUGUAGCCUUGCUCUGGCAAAAGGCAGCCCCUGAUGUUCCCUCUGCUGCUGGUACGAUCAUCUGAAAAUGCUCCCGAUGUGCUAUCCUAUUCCUGUGGUCGGAUCUGUGUGGGAAGUUGAUAGCACUCCUGUAGAAUGCCUUUGAAAUAAAGCGUUAGUGAGGUGGGAAGGAACAGCAGCAGCGCAUGGUCUGCUGGUAAGAAGGGGCCGAGUGAGGGCUUGGGCUAUGCCUUGGGAAAUACUUGUGAUGUUUAAGCUCACCUGUCUUGUUUGUAGUGGGCUAGGAGGAUGUGGGUGUCAAAAGUGGGAGAGAUUGUAGCGCCGUAAGAUGUGCUAUUUCAGUGGCCCAGCUGCAAAAACUCGGUGCAAUAGACGUCGUGCAGAAGUAGCAGUCAAAAGGGAGCACGGAGAUGGGAAGGGGAUGUUAGGCUGCCCCUGGAGACCCUUCCAGUUUAACCGCACGGAAGGCUAGAAACAGAAGUAACUUUUGCUGGUCUGUUGCCAAUUUCCAGUGCUUGGCAGAACUCUGAAAUGUGUCCAAAUAACCCCGGCAUCCCUUGCCUUUGUAGUACUGCACGCAAGGAUUUGUGGAGGCCCUCAGAAAACAGUCUGUGGUGUCCAUCCACAGCAAGUGUGUGUCUCCUUGCCCCUCAGGUGGCCAGAGCCAGGGAUGCUGGAGCAGCUUCACCUUCACCUGCUGCUGAGCAGAGCCCUGGCCAGGGUGACACCAUCCCCUGCUUUUCUUACCUUUUUGAAGUAGAAGGAAUCGCUUUCUCCAUUGCAGAGCAUGAGUGGGAGCAUCAAGACAAAACAGAGAGGAGGGACAAAAAUGGGAGACUGAUUUUGCCUGACUCAUUAAAAAUAAUUUAUUUGCAAAUGGAGUUUUCUGUUGCCUGGACAAAUUUCAUGUCAUGUCUCCAUGCCAAAGCCAGGAUGCAUCAUUUGUCUUGCAGUAAUGCAAACCACCAGUUCCCAACCAGAGAGCAAAGCCCAAUUGAUGUGAGUACUAGAAAGCAGUGAGCCAAAAAAUAUCCCGAUAGGAAAACCCCAAGAGCUCAUAGUCCUACUCUUUUUCUUAAUGUAUUGACUUUUAGCAACAGAUCAAUAGCUUUUUAAUUAGCAUCCUAAAAUAUUUUAGCUGUGAGUAAGACUAAAUCAAAUUCGACUACUGUUCAGAUGUGUAUGCUUGUUGGUAGGCAUGUGCAAGUUGAUGUCGAUCGGAUUUUAACCCUCGCUAUGUCAAAUGAGCGUUCAAAUUUGAAAAGGCAAAAUUUUAAAUCUUGGCUACCUCUCUUUGAUUUGCUUGUCUUAUUAAUUCCAGGUAAAAAAAAAAGUAAAAUAUCUUUCUCUCUCAAAAAAGAGGAGAUUGCUCUCUCAAAAAAUAUGAGAUUGCAGUCUUGGUAAUAUUAACAUUAAAUAUUUUGAAUGCCCCCAGGAUAUUAACAUCCCUGAGAAAAUAGUGUUCUUUGACUAUGGAUGGAUAUCUAUUCUGUUAUCUCUGCUUACCUGCUUGGAAUGUUUUUUCUUGCAAGCAGCCUGGUGGAAUUUGCAUUAACAUCACGUAUGCAUAGACUGAAAUACAACUGGCCUGUUAAAAGUCACAGAAACGUGCAGUGAUUUCAGAAUCAGAUCCUGUGUGCAGAAGUACAGCUAAAACCUCUAAUUGCAAACCCUGCUACUGAUGUCAUCCCAGUUGUCUUGUUCUCACUUGACACUCCUUACUUACAUUUAUGCAUAAAGUGUUAGCAUUUGACCUUUUCUUUUGCCCUUAGCUGCUCAUCACAUUAAUUUUCCAAGCCUUUUUUUGGUGAUUGAGAUGUUCCUAACCUUUGUGUUGUGUGAAUUAGAUGACUGCAGUGUUGAGCCACCUGCUGUGAUGCCCAAGCUGGACUGAAGUGUCUGCUCUGGUGAAAUCGGCAGAGGGAUGAGCGAACUGGGCAGCUGGAGUGUGGUGGCUUGGCCUCUCCACCGCUGGGUAGGUGGCCAGGCUGUGGCAGCACUGAUGCCCAUGGGAUCUAGUUUAUUUGUUUUCUUCUUGAGCUUAGCCGCUGUGGAGUUAGAGGGUCAGGACCAUCCUUGGCACUGUAGAAGGCAAUCUGAACCGGGCGGGCUGAUGUGAACCUCCGUCUCAUGGAAAGUCCCUGGCGAUAAAUAAAGGGGCAGUGGGACCUUUGAAAUGGGGCAGGAGCAGAGGGGUCCUUCGGGCCUUAGCAGAGAACCACGCGGUCUCUUUAGAAGGAUGAGGUGUAAAACCUGGAGAUUUAAAUCUGUAAAAGGUUACAGAAUGCUGCACUGUUUAUUGUACUUCAAGAUGGAGGAUUACUUUAAUGAUCCCACUGUGAUUAGGAAGUAGCUGAAAGGUCUGAGGAAUAUCCCUGUGAUACAAACUUCUUACCAGCUGGUGUGAUUAGGAGGAGGCGGCACUCAGCAUUUGAUAGGACUUGUAAACCGUGCUAGCUAACCGAGCAGUGCCGGGGCAUGGGCACACCCUCAUGGGAGUCCCUUGCUGCUAAACUGUUGAUGUGGGCUCUUGUCUGGUUUGGUGCAACCAAACCAGCCUGUGCAGUGGGUGAUCCCAGACAGCUCCCGAGCACAGCUCGGAGGUGAGCAGUGGGUGAAGCCAGCCUGGUUUUGGAGGGUAAUGGACUUCGAGCGUGUUGGCGCGAGCCGAGCUGUUGUCUGUCCUGGGGGCUUAAGAUCAGGCUCUGACCCAUUGUGUAUUAUAACAGAGAUGUAGCCGCUGAGUUCAGACAACACAUGUUGUGCCAGAGCGAGCCUAAAAUCUCUUUACUUUUUGGAGGCAGUUUACUAAAAUAGGCCAGUCCUAACCUUGGUUUUCUUUCCUCAGACUAAAUAAAUGUAAGACCUCUGGUGCUUAUUUCAUUAUCUGUGUCUGAAGUUGUGUCUUAUCCUCAGGCUUUUUGUUUGUCUGGGGGGGUUGGUAGCAAAAAAUCUGGCAUGUCAUUUUGUAUGAAGCUGUCUCUUCGUCCUGCACCAGGAAACACAUCCUUUCUAUGCAACAGUCGUGCGGCGGCGCAAGAACCGAUGCUGCCUUCAGUGGUGAAAGCUGGAUUCUGGCAUGGGGGGUUUUCUAGAGGUGGACACAGAACAGGCCACAGGACAGACUGGAAGGAAAUGUGAGAGGAAAUGCUGGUUUCCUUUAAACACUUGUGCCUAGGAUUAAGAUCCUUUGUAUUGCUGCCUGGCUGGCUAACCAAAGCUGUAUUGAAAUCAACUCAAAGCGCGUAUUUGCAUUCUUAUUCUUGCCGUAUUGUAAAAAUGGCCUAUGGCUAGAACCUUAGAAAACAUUUAGUCCAUCCAAAAUGAGAAGGAAAAUGUAUUUUGAAGUGUUCUUUGCAGCUAGAAGCAAGGGUUUGAAGUAACUGUAUUACACAGGGUUUUUUUCCAAUACAGCAGUUUUACUUGCCACUUUAAUGGACUUUAUUCCACAACAACAGCUUCAAGAGAACCAGCGUAAAUAGCAAUGCUGUCUCAAAACCCACAGAGUUUCAAAUCUGUCUAUAAAUACUUGAAGUGUUUUCUCCUAUGUUUUCUUCUUGAAUCAACUCCUUGAUUGUCUCCCCACUAAAUAAAGUGCUGGCACCAGCUACUUGCGUGAUGCCCAGCGGGUGCCUGCCUGCAACGCAGGCCAGCAAAGUCCUGCCUGCAGGCCAGGCAGGGGGUACACCACGCCACUUAAAAGCCCAACACCACCUCUAUGUGAAAGGACAAGGGCUUAGCCCAGCUCUCCUGGCUCUUCUUUUUGAUGCUCUGAAGUUGCAGCGUUCCCAUGGACAAGCUAGAAUGAAAUUUUAAUCGAAGUGAGGGAUCAUCCUUUUUAUUCACAAUAUUGGGGACAGCAGGGCAGUAGGGAAAUGCAGGCCCCUUGUUGAGACCUAGCAAUAAAUGACUAUUUGUUAUAUCUUAAACUCCUAACAGUCCAGGAGUUGUUCGAACUUCAUCAUUUCUGUGCAUAACAACCAAAUUUUCAGCGUGAAAAUCUGCAGAGUGAUUCUCUUGGCUUGGACAAUCUUCUGAAUUAUAUUAAAAAUAUCUGUUAGUUCUUAGCUAUUUAGAUUCACUUUGGGUAGGUCAAAAAAGUAACACUUGGGAAGAAAAAGAGAAAGCCCCAGAACUUUGGCUUAGUACAUUUCCGUUAUAAAACGAAGCAUGGUUUUUGUGGAAUUCUGUGCUGUUUUGGGCUUUUGUGUAAAAGGCUGAAGGCAGAUUAUUAUUUAAACCAGGUGCAAAUAAAUAUCCCUGUAAUGUAUAUGAACAAACUUAAACAGUGUAUUGUAAGUAUAUAAACUGUAUAUUAAAGACACUAUUUUCAUGAUA